CCUACAAACGAUGGCAAUGGCACUGUCCCAGUUUAUGAAGUUGGCCGUCCGUCCCGCGGUAUGCCGUGCCCUCUCCUCGAAGGCUGCCCCCGAGCUAGACGUUUCCCCGACCGGACCGUCUUUUGCGCUGAGCGACGAACAGCGCGAAAUUGUCGAUCUUACGAAGAAGUUUGUCCGGGAGGAGAUCAUUCCGGUUGCGGCCCAUCAUGAUAAGACCGGCGAAUAUCCGUGGGCCAUCAUCAAGAAGGCGUGGGAGCUUGGGCUUACCAAUAGCCACAUUCCGGCCGAAAUUGGUGGAACGGAAAUGUCGAUCGUAACGAGCUGUCUCGUUGCGGAACAGUUUGCGUACGGUUGUACCGGUAUUAUGACUGCAAUCGAGGCUAGCGGUUUGGGACAAACACCCGUCAUCAUUGCCGGCAAUAAGGAGCAGCAGAAAAAAUACCUUGGCCGCCUCCUUGAGGAACCACUCGUCGCUGCCUACUGCGUAACGGAACCGGGUGCCGGUUCGGACGUUAACGGUGUAAGAACGCGUGCUGAAAAGAAGGGCGACGAGUACAUCCUGAACGGACAGAAGAUGUGGAUCACGAACGGUGGCGUAGCGAACUGGUAUUUCGUUCUCGCCCGUACCAAUCCCGAUCCUAAGUGCCCCGCCUCGAAAGCUUUCACUGGCUUCAUCGUCGAGCGAGACACACCCGGUCUAACUCCGGGCCGUAAAGAACAGAACAUGGGCCAACGUGCUUCCGAUACGCGUGGCAUUACGUUCGAGGAUGUGCGCGUACCGAAGGAGAACGUGCUGGUAGGUGAAGGUGCCGGUUUUAAGAUUGCAAUGGGAACGUUCGAUAAGACGCGACCCCCAGUAGCGGCCGGUGCCGUCGGAUUGGCACAGCGUUGCCUAGACGAAGCACUAAAGUAUGCGCUCGAGCGUAAAACGUUCGGCGUACCGAUUGCUGCCCAUCAGGCCGUUUCAUUCAUGCUCGCCGAUAUGGCGAUCGGUGUCGAGACGGCACGACUCAUCACGAUGAAAUCGGCCUGGGAAGUUGAUCAGGGAAGGCGGAAUAGUUACUACGCGUCGAUUGCGAAGUGCUAUGCGUCCGAUAUUGCGAACAAGAUCGCUACCGAUGCGGUACAGGUGUUCGGUGGAAAUGGGUUCAACAGUGAGUAUCCGGUGGAGAAGCUGAUGCGUGAUGCAAAGAUUUACCAGAUCUACGAGGGUACGUCGCAGAUCCAGCGGUUGAUCAUUUCGCGCAACAUGAUCGAAGCUGCUAAGCAGCAGGCGUAA
This is a messenger RNA of Anopheles maculipalpis, 1279 nucleotides long. It is a transcript of the gene Mcad, whose product is annotated as probable medium-chain specific acyl-CoA dehydrogenase, mitochondrial. Gene Ontology annotation, molecular function: flavin adenine dinucleotide binding; medium-chain fatty acyl-CoA dehydrogenase activity. Gene Ontology annotation, biological process: fatty acid beta-oxidation; medium-chain fatty acid catabolic process. Gene Ontology annotation, cellular component: mitochondrion. The record is from RefSeq and is a predicted model, not a curated record. The coding region runs from base 11 to 1279 and encodes 422 amino acids. NCBI's taxonomy places the organism in Eukaryota, Metazoa, Arthropoda, Insecta, Diptera, Culicidae. The transcript is spliced from 4 exons.